UCUUACUACACUACUCUCUACUAGAGACAUCAUCAAACUUUUGUUUUGAGAGCUUGUAAUAAGCUACAAUGGCCAUGCUUUUCUUGCCGAAUCGAUCCUCGGCGACUCUUCUUCUCGCCAUAACUCUUCUCGCAUUUGCUCGAUUCACUCCCCGGGCCGAGGCACGGGCUUUUUUCGUGUUCGGUGACUCUCUUGUCGACAAUGGGAACAAUAAUUAUCUCAUCACUAGUGCUCGCGCCGACAACCCUCCUUAUGGGAUCGACUAUCCAACUCAUCGCCCCACCGGAAGAUUCUCUAACGGCCUUAAUAUCCCCGACAUCAUAAGCGAGCAUAUGGGAACAGAACCUACACAGCCAUAUUUAAGCCCUAUGUUGAAAGGGCAAAAGCUUCUUGUCGGGGCUAAUUUUGCUUCAGCUGGAGUUGGAAUUCUCAAUGAUACUGGAAUUCAAUUCGCGAAUAUUAUUCGGAUCGGGCAGCAGCUCGAAUACUUUGAACAGUAUCAGCAUCGCGUAACGAGCCUUAUAGGCGCCGAGCAAACUAAGGCCUUGGUAAAUCAAGCCUUGGUGCUCAUUACACUAGGAGGAAACGAUUUCGUCAACAAUUAUUAUUUGGUGCCGUUUUCUGCAAGAUCGCGACAAUUUGCUCUCCCGGAUUAUGUUCCCUAUCUCAUUUCUGAGUAUCGAAAGAUAUUGAGGAAAUUAUAUGACUUAGGAGCAAGAAGAGUCCUAGUGACCGGAACCGGCCCAAUGGGCUGUGUCCCGGCCGAGUUGGCCCAACGUAGCCGGACAGGCGAGUGUGAUGUGGAGUUGACCCGCGCGGCCCGACUAUUCAACCCACAACUAACCGAUAUGUUGAGUAGCCUCAACCAAGAAGUCGGGGGCCAUAUCUUUGUCGCGGCCAACACAUAUUCGAUGCACAUGGACUUUGUUUCGACUCCUCAAGCCUAUGGGUUUAUUACAUCGAAGAUAGCAUGUUGCGGACAAGGUCCUUACAAUGGGAUCGGGCUUUGCACGCCGGCCUCCAACUUGUGUCCGAAUCGAAAUUUGUAUGCAUUUUGGGAUCCGUUCCACCCGUCGGAAAGGGCCAAUAGGAUUAUAGUCCAACAUAUCAUGACUGGGGACGAUAAGUUCAUGAACCCUAUGAAUCUUAGCACAAUUUUGGCUAUGGAUUCUAGGGUUUAAAAGUCUGGUCGGUUUUCUUUAUGCACGUAAUAAUUAUUUCAAGAAUUGUGUUUUUAUGAUGUUUUAUGUUUGUGUGUGUUUCUUGAUGUUGUCGUGGUUGAAUAAUUAGUGGAAGUUUUGUGAAGAGAUUGAUGUUGAAAAAUAUGUCAAUUGUGUUAUUGUAUUUUAGGUUGUUUUUUUGUUGAUCCCGAAAAAACUGUGAGAGUAUU
Messenger RNA from Andrographis paniculata, 1390 nucleotides. Its product is annotated as GDSL esterase/lipase At5g33370-like. The record is from RefSeq and is a predicted model, not a curated record. The transcript is spliced from 5 exons. Lineage: Eukaryota; Viridiplantae; Streptophyta; Magnoliopsida; Lamiales; Acanthaceae. Bases 69 to 1181 code for a protein of 370 amino acids. Gene Ontology annotation, molecular function: hydrolase activity, acting on ester bonds.